AUGUUUCCCGCGAUUGCCGGGUAUCCGAUAGGCUAUUUCACAAGUUGGGGAGUUAGCACACCUAUCCAAACAGCAAUGACUCUUUUUUUCAUCAGUGGAUGUAUUUUGUCGAUCACUUGUUUGCUUCUGAAUCGAUAUAAUCUCAUAAGACAUCGCAGAUGUGAUUAUUUGCAGAAUUAUUUGUUUGGGAUAGGUGAGUAGGUUACCUGUAAACCUAAUCAGAUUCCUGUUUUUUCUAGGCCUUCUUGUGACUUCUCUAGCAAUCCUAAUAUCGCUCUCCCAAGUCCCCGAGCAACGCACAGCUCUCCCCAAGAUCUACGAAUAUAUCCCAUGCUUCCCGAUAGAACAUCGAAAUCACCCGAUCUUUGUGAUGAAUCUAGAUGGAGAUCUAAUCGGAGCCCUAAUAGUCAUCAUUGUUUUCGGAGCAACUGCUCAACUUCUAUACUUUCUUUUCGCCUCGAUUUAUCACUUGACUAUCAGAAAUCAGCAGAAAGUUAGCGCAUUUUCGACGAGGACGAGGAAUUUGCAAAAGGCGUUUUUUUAUAGUAUUAGUUUGCAGAUUUUCAUUCCGAUUUUUAUCAUAUUUUUUCCGUGGAUUUAUGUGGGAAUUUCGUGUGUUUUUGACUAUUAUAAUCAGGUUAGUAGUUACGCGGAAAAUUCCGCCUCACACCACGCGGAAGCUUCCAACCUUCAGGCUCUCAACAACCUGGUCACUCUCGAUUGUGGUUUUCAUGGAAUUGUUUCUUCGAUUUCCAUGCUGGCUAUUCAUAAACCAUAUCGAGAUGCGGUGAUCAAAUUGAUGAUGGGGGAUCGUUGA
Molecule: messenger RNA, 817 nt
Organism: Caenorhabditis angaria
Lineage: Eukaryota; Metazoa; Nematoda; Chromadorea; Rhabditida; Rhabditidae
Source: the annotation of a GenBank genome assembly